UGGGCUAUGGCAGAUCCCUCCACCCUCCCCCAAACGAGAUAUGAUCGGAGAUUUGGAGGCAAUGCCAUGAUGCGUCUGUUUGGGAACAACAACGAGCAGUUACCAGAAAGAAGAGACACUGUUUCUGGAUUUUUUAAAUCCUUUCGCAAGACGGUGCAUGGAAGUAGGGUUGUUCGUCGAGGAAGGAGGCUUGGUCGAACUACCAGAAUAAAAUUCUCAUGUUUGUUUUUGACGCUCACAACUUCCUUCUUGCUAUAUUUGGCGGUCUUUGGCUUAAAAGUGAACUUUCAUGGUAAAAUUGGAAAUAGCAUAUCAGUGACAGAAGUACAAGGAGAACAUUUGACAUCCAGAGACCAGAAACCGCCAACUAACAAGCAUCACCGUAAGCAACAUUUACCUUGUGAUGUCGAAUUUGCGGAGUCAGUUACUUAUCUUGUGGAACCUGAGGGCUUCAUGAAUGUUGCUCAGUUCUCUCUAGAGUUCGUGGAAAUUGAGGAAAGACAAUUUGAAACUGAUUUAUAUAAGCCUAGAUUUGGAGGACAUCAAACCCUCGAGGAAAGGGAGAAGUCCUUCUAUGCAACAAAUCAAAAACUUCAUUGUGGUUUUGUUAAGGGACCACCAGGAUACCCAAGUACUGGAUUUGAUUUAGACGAAAAGGACAAUGCAUACAUGAAAAUAUGCAAAGUUGCAGUUUCCUCGUGCAUUUUUGGGAGCUCUGAUUUUCUGAGGAGGCCUACUAGCAAACAGAUCAGUGACUACUCGAAGAAGAAUGUUUGUUUUGUCAUGUUUGUGGAUGAGCAAACACUAUCAAAACUAUCAGCUGAGGGAAAUACUCGAGAUGAUAAGGGAUACAUUGGAAUGUGGAAGAUAGUUGUCGUCCGAAAUUUACCAUACAAAGAUAUGCGCCGAACUGGAAAGGUGCCGAAAUUUUUGUCUCAUCGGCUAUUUCCUUCAGCAAGGUAUUCAAUAUGGCUGGACAGCAAAAUGCGUCUUCAAAUAGAUCCAAUGCUAAUUAUUGAAUAUUUUCUAUGGCGAAAGAAGUCGGAGUAUGCCAUUUCAAACCACUAUGAUCGGCAUUGUGUUUGGGAGGAAGUUCAACAAAACAAGCGUCUGAACAAGUACAAUCACACUGCCAUUGAUGAACAGUUUGCCUUUUAUCAGUCGGAUGGGCUUGUUAAGUUUGACCCUCUUAAUCCCAACACCCCUCUUCCGAGUUAUGUUCCGGAAGGUUCCUUCAUCGUCCGAGCGCAUACACCAAUGUCGAAUUUAUUUUCGUGUCUUUGGUUCAAUGAAGUUGAUCGAUUUACGUCACGUGAUCAAUUGAGCUUUGCGUAUACUUAUUUGAAACUGUGGAGAACAAACCAAGACGUACCAUUCAACUUAAACAUGUUCAAGGACUGUCAACGGCGGUCACUAGCCAAACUGUUUCGUCAUAGACCAUUCCCACCUCCAAAUAUUGAUUGACGAAGUUGUUUAAGAUUGGUUGGAGGUUUGAGUAAUUUCAAUUUUU
Messenger RNA from Cucurbita pepo subsp. pepo (vegetable marrow), 1510 nucleotides. Its product is annotated as transmembrane protein (DUF616). The record is from RefSeq and is a predicted model, not a curated record. Lineage: Eukaryota; Viridiplantae; Streptophyta; Magnoliopsida; Cucurbitales; Cucurbitaceae.